Molecule: messenger RNA, 1762 nt
Organism: Aspergillus versicolor CBS 583.65
Lineage: Eukaryota; Fungi; Ascomycota; Eurotiomycetes; Eurotiales; Aspergillaceae
Product: acyl-CoA dehydrogenase family protein
Exons: 3
Coding region: 137-1453 (438 amino acids)
Molecular function (GO): flavin adenine dinucleotide binding; oxidoreductase activity, acting on the CH-CH group of donors
Source: RefSeq, a predicted model, not a curated record
CAAUCAUGUGAGCCUCGGACCGCAGGCCUCGGCUGUAAAUGCGGGGAUGGGAUCGUGAGCUGCUGUUGUAUUUAUUAAAUAAACGCCCUCGCAUUUUCAGAGAUCAAUCCAGUCAGAAUCGCCGAGAGAAUCGAAAAUGUCAGGCAUCUCAACCGUCCCCUUCGCGGAGCCGCCGUACCUGCGCGGCCUCCCGUCGCCAUACUACACCGAAAGCCACCGCCGCUUCCAAAAGGCUGCCCGCGAGUUCCUGUACGAGAACCUGAUCAAGCAUGCCAUGGAGUGGGAGAAGGAGGGCACCGUCCCCGAGCAUGUCUUCAAGGACUUCUGCAAGGCCAACAUGUUGCUGCCGAAUCUGACGGCGCCGCUGCCCGUCGAUUGGCUCAAGAGGCUGGGGAUCCAUGAUAUCCUGGGCGUGAAGGUGGAGGAGUGGGAUUACCUGCACACGGGGAUUUACACCGAUGAGCUUGCUCGCUCUGGUCUCAGCGGUCCCGGUGGUUCGUUGAACGCUGGUUUCGCCUUCGGUAUCCCCCCGAUCAUCAAGUACGGCAGCAAGGAGCUGCAGGAGAAAUUCCUGCCUGAUCUCUUGACCGGGCGCAAGCGAACCUGUAUUGCCAUUACCGAGCCCGAUGCUGGAUCCGACGUUGCGAACAUCACCACGACCGCGACCAAGUCCGAGGACGGCAAGUACUACAUCAUCAACGGAAACAAGAAAUGGAUCACCAACGGCAUCUGGUCCGAGUACAGCACCAUGGCCGUGCGCACGGGCGGCCCCGGCGCAGCUGGGCUCUCGCUUAUCGUCGUCCCAUUAAAGGGCUACCCCGGCGUCUCCAUGCAGCGCCUCAAGGUCUCCGGUCAAGUCUCGGGAGGAACAACAUACAUCGAGCUCGACGACGUCAAAGUCCCCGUGGAGAACCUGAUCGGGCGCGAAGGCGAGGGCAUGAAGUUCGUCAUGAACAACUUCAACCACGAGCGUCUGACCAUCUCCGUCGGAGUGACGCGGCAGGCGCGCGUGGCGCUCUCAACUGCAUUCGCCUACUGCAUGAAGCGUGAGGCGUUCGGCAAGACACUUAUGGACCAGCCUGUUGUGCGACACCGGUUGGCGAAGGCUGGUGGUGAGCUUGAGACGAUGUGGGCGUUUGUUGAGCAGCUGCUUUACCAGCUUGCGAAUAUGCCCAAGGACGAAGCUGAUCGUCAGCUCGGUGGAGUUACGGCGCUAGCGAAGGCGAAGUCUGCUAUGGUUCUGAAUGAGUGUGCGCAGUGUGCGGUGCUGCUGUUUGGUGGCGCUGGGUUCACGAAGCAGGGCCAGGGAGAGUUGGCCGAGGCUAUCCUGCGAGAUGUGCCUGGAGCUAGGAUCCCUGGUGGCUCGGAGGAUGUGCUGUUGGACUUGUCGGUCAGACAGCUGGUCAAGCUGUACAAGGCUGAAGAGGCCAAGCUGGGCAAGUCGAAGAUCUAAAUAAGCAUAUGUACUUUACCAUUAGACAACUGUUCAAAUUCCUUUCCUAGCUCCUACAUACCAAACAAUCUCGAUUAUUUCCUAGAUUACUGUUGACUGCCACGCUAUCAGUCUUGUAGCUGUCUUGUACUCUGGGCUGAUAACGGGGUUGCAUUUCAUGAGGGUAUGGGUCGUGGUGGAAUAUAUUAAGGCUCAACUUUCAAAAUACUAAGACUUCACAAUCUUAUAUUUAAAUGGAUUACAGGCAAUUCCGCCCUUUUGCCUCUCGUCCAGCCUUCGAACUGCUGGCCAUCUCCAGAAACUCGGCUG